CUGGAAGGAUCCCGUCUGCUUCCUGAAAACCGUCGAAUGGAAAUCGUAUCUGCAACCAUAUCUUCAGCUGAUUUCAGUGGCAUUUCUGGUCCAUUAGAAGCUAAUGAAACUUGUCAGACUUAGUUAGUGUUAGCAGUGACUCAACUGUGUAUCUAUGAACGUCCUUCGAGGACAAAUCGAUGGAAAACGGCAACAGAGAAGAACAUGUUGAUGGUCGCGGAGUCGAAGAUGACUCCACUGACAGUGAGCUAGAAGAGUUAAACGCUUACGUACCUCUAGACAUCCCUCCUCGAGAUUUUUCAAGGCGUCUUGUAAGAAGCCACUCAGAACCGCAGAAGACCUCUACGAGAAACAGAAUGGAACAUUCGUUACGGAAAGGUGCCCACUCGCCUCCCAUUAUUCAGAAACAACGAAACAAAGUUGUCACUCAGAUUUUACCAAGAAAUGUUCAGGGUGGCGACGCCGCCGAUAAAAUUACGCUGGUAGUGGACGAUACACGUUUUAUCGUCGAAAGAUCGCUAUUUAUUGCUCAUCCAAACACCAUGUUGGGAAGAAUGUUUGGUUCAACAAUGGAAUACACAACCCGAAAUGAAAAAGGGGAAUAUGAAGUUGCAAGAGGCAUUUCUGCAAAUGUCUUCAAGUGUAUUCUGGAUUACUACAAGACAGGUCUGAUCAACUGUCCACCAAGUGUACAAAUCCCAGAACUUCGUGAAGCAUGUGAUUAUCUGCUUAUACCAUUUAAUGCUCAAGUGGUCAGAUGUCAGAAUUUAAGGGAUCUUCUUCAUGAACUGUCAAAUGAUGGUGCUAAAAACCAGUUUCAAUAUUUUGUGGAGGAGUACAUUCUACCUGUUAUGGUUUCUUCUGCAAAGAAAGGUGACCGUGAAUGUCAUAUAGUGAUCCUUACUGAUGACGAUGUGGUGGAUUGGGAUGAAGAGUAUCCCCCCAGUAUGGGAGAGGAAUACACUCACAUUGUGUAUUCAACAUCUCUGUACCGAUUCUUCAAGUACUUUGAAAACCGUGAUGUGGCCAAAGAAGUACUGAAGGAAAGAGGCCUCAAGAAAAUCAGGCUUGGAAUAGAAGGUUAUCCCACUCACAAGGAGAAAAUCAAACAGAGGCCAAACGGAGGGAGGCCUGAAGUGAUUUAUAACUAUGUUCAGCGACCAUUUGUGCGUAUGUCAUGGGAGAAAGAAGAAAGCAAGAGUCGUCAUGUUGACUUCCAGUGUGUUAAAACUAAGACUGGAACCCCAGGGCUGGUGGAGGCUGUAGAUGAGCCUGCCGCCUUAGCAGCAGCUGGUGCUGGACCUCACCCCCCAGCUGCCAUACUGGGUGCAGAUCCUGAAGACAUUGAGUAAUAUCCUGAGCAUUAUGUUAUCAGGCAUCAAGCAUUGCUAUACAGUAGCUGUUACACUGUUUAUCAACAGCCAGCAGUUGAAAUGUUGGCAAGCCAAGUUUUGUCUUGAUUACAAAAUAUUGGCUGUUAACAAAGAAUGGAGGGGUGACAUGUAAUGCUGCAAAUUUUCAACGUAUAGAAGUUGUGUGUAACCAUGAUAUCAGUGUUCUCCAGAGAUUUCUUAGUCAACAGACCUUAUGGAAAAAAAAACACUAGGCACAAAAAAUUAAAAUUUGUUUCAGAUCAAGAUAAUAUAUAUGUAUUUUACUGAUUUGUCUAGUUGAAAUAGCUGGUGCUUCUGAAACAUGCAGUUGGGAAAAACACUAGUGAGCCACUUUUCUUUUGGAGAACACUUUGAUAUUGGUUAAUUAUUUGCAGGAAAAUUCCAUCAUUGCUCUAAAUGAAUAGAGGCAUAGAAAAUUUAAGUCUGUUGCGCAAAUGGCCUUUAUGCUACAAUUUUUGCUCUAAUUGUGGUGUGAGAGGCAAAUAAAGGAUUCAUUUUUAUAAAGCGAAACUACAAGAUAUCAUAGUUAUCCUGAUAAAUAUUUGGAAAUACAGACAACUGAAGGAAUUCCUUUCAAUUAAAAAAAAUUCUUUAUGAGAAUUUUUAUAAUUGGUGAUGUUGUAAUUGUGGGACAUUUCGAAAUAGAUGUGUUGUUGUAGUAAUUCUUUUGGCUGUGGGAUUUUAUUUUAAGUGCUGCAGUCAAU
Molecule: messenger RNA, 2098 nt
Organism: Pocillopora verrucosa
Lineage: Eukaryota; Metazoa; Cnidaria; Anthozoa; Scleractinia; Pocilloporidae
Product: BTB/POZ domain-containing protein 10
Biological process (GO): positive regulation of phosphorylation
Cellular component (GO): cytoplasm
Molecular function (GO): protein binding
Source: RefSeq, a predicted model, not a curated record